AUGCUCGGAACACAAAUUUUCCAUCCCUAUUCCUUUGAUUUAGCUUUGUUCCGGAAUUAUGCUCUUACGCCGAACGCACAAAUUCGUCACAGUGAUACGAUCUUGAUGAGGCUACGCUAUGCUAUGAAAACCAGAGGGGAGGUUCCAGGUCUGAUAUAUGUCGGGCUCAUCCUGAACUUAAGCUGUGCCGAUUCCAUAAUGAUGCUUGCUCCCUCUUUGUUUAUGCAGGGUGAUGACAUGGCAGCAGUUGGUAUACAAGCAUUGCAUAUUGAUGAGCUGCUUGCGAUAUGGCUGAUUUUGAUGCGCAUGGUAGUUUUAGGUGUAAUGCACCUGGUUUUGGAUAUGGCUGGACUGUGA
This is a messenger RNA of Vicia faba (fava bean), 357 nucleotides long. The record is from the annotation of a GenBank genome assembly. NCBI's taxonomy places the organism in Eukaryota, Viridiplantae, Streptophyta, Magnoliopsida, Fabales, Fabaceae.